ACUGAAUAGAAGUUAUUAUUAGAAUUUUAGAGCAUCUUCAAUCCAAAGGAGAGUGUUUUACCUAUUGAGCAUCAGUACUCUUUAGCCAUUCCUAUUGGAGAGUUCAUAGAAAUAGUCCUUAAUUGUUGAUAAUGAAUAUCACAAUCCUCUCUAAAGACAUGACAGGCGCGUAGGCUAUCAUCUACUCAACCAAAUAACUUCUAACCAAAAUAGUUGCAUCAUAUUGAAGUAACAAAGUAACGGCCAUUAUCAUAAAAGGUUUAUUCUGCACCCUGUGUUAAUGUAUCAUUGUAAUUGCUAGGCUAGCCUCAGCACUUUUAUCUGACCACCAAUAUUGAUGUACAGUUAUUAUGAAAGUGGAAGGUUUGCAGAAUCAACUGCCUAAAGGGGUCAUUUUUGUAACUUGCCUUUUGAUCAUUCACACAUUAAGUCUUGUGUCAAUGAAUAAGUACUUUGAACCAACACAAGUUGUUGAGGCUAGAAGGCUAAAAUUGCUUUCUGUAAACAACUAAACAUGCAAUCUUUAACUUUUGAAUUACUUUUCAUCCUUUUGUCUUCAUGUUUAUUUUUUGGAAACUAAGCUAAUUGUUUGAUCUCGUAAUUACAGCAAGUGCCUUGGGGAGACGGAGAAAGUUGAAUGUUGUUCACCAUAAAGACCAAUCACUAGAAAAAGAGAAAUCAACUACUAGCUCUAAUGAAGUCACAAAUGAGGGAAGUCAUAAUGAGUCGCACUGUGAAAAAAGAACAAGAGGUUAUUCACAUAUGCUAGAUGUAUGGGACAUGCCGGCUGGAAACUUUAUACUAGUUGAUGUAGAUCAUAUGGGAAAUCCUAUCGGUUGGGAAGGAAAAACUCUAUUGAAUGCAAUUGGAAGUUUGGUAAGGAGACACCAAUGUGCUCCAAUCAAUUAUGUGUGCUGGAGUGAUAUGCCUGAGAAAAAUAUUACUGAUAUGCUUGAACUAAUUCAGACUAAAUUUCGUUUUGUUCCCGAAUUAACUGAGAGAACAGAGAAAAUACUAAAGGAUAAUAUGAGUAUUAAGUGGAGGCAAUUCAAGUAUCAUUUGAAGUCAAAGGGAUAUGACGGUAGUAAGAAAGAAGAAGAAAUGGCAAGCUACAUUCCUGAUAGAAGGGUUGAUCCUUCUCAGUAUCGUGAUUUAGUACAUUAAUGGUGUUCUGAGGACGGACAGAAAAUCAGUGGCAUGAACAAAAUGAACCGCAAAAAAUAUGAGGACAUUCAUUGCAUGGGAACCAAGAAUCUUCCAAGCCUAAUUCAUGAAAUGACAACAAAAGCUGGAGGAGUGCAACCUUCACGGGCACAAAUUUACAUUGAUACUCGAACUAGAAAAGAUGGAAGUAUUGUGACUGAAAGUGCAGCAUAUGUGAUUGAAGAGUUAAAGAAGCAUAUGGUAGAGGAGGAAGGCAGCUCACAUGAUUCUCAAGCCACCAAAGAUUCUACAAGCUGGAAGAAUGAUGCUUAUUCAAAGGUUAAAGGACCUGAAAAGAGAGGACGAGUGCGUUGUCUUGGCAAGCUUCCCCGACAUGCUAGUUCUAGCUCCAAUGCAGAUAAUAGAGUUGCAACAUUAGAGAAUUUGCUUGGAAAUCUAGUUUCUGUUCUUCAAAUGCGGUUUUCUGAAAAUCCACAAGUUAACGAGGUCUUACGAGCUAUAGCUGAAGAGGUUUGAUUUUGUGUCACCUAUUGACCACAAUUUAGAUUCAAAUAUAUGAAAGUGAAGAUACAAUACCAUUCAAAAUUGUAGAUACAUGAAAGCUGGUGCUUCUGUUGAAUCCUCUUGAAUAUUUUACUUGGUCAUUGAUUAGAUUCAUACAAAAUAGUGGUCUUUCUAGUUAUACUUAUUCAAACAGAAAAUAAGAAAAUGUAGUUGAAAUUCUUUGUUACUAUAUUGAAAUAUUUGAAUUUAAUUGAAAUUGAUAUAAUAGUUUAAUUUUAAUAUUAA
This is a messenger RNA of Vicia villosa (hairy vetch), 1953 nucleotides long. RefSeq lists its product as uncharacterized. The transcript is spliced from 6 exons. The record is from RefSeq and is a predicted model, not a curated record. The coding region runs from base 1198 to 1680 and encodes 160 amino acids. NCBI's taxonomy places the organism in Eukaryota, Viridiplantae, Streptophyta, Magnoliopsida, Fabales, Fabaceae.